AUGACAAAAUUAUUUUCUCAUUUGACUGCUUCUGGCGAUUACAACCUUCCCCGUGGAGUUGUACUAGCCGAUUCGAAUGAAGAGAGAGAGAUGGAGGAAGUGUUUCGAAGUAGUGCAAUGAACAGGUUUGGAAGAAUGACAGUUGAAGGUGUUCCUAAAAGUGGACAGACCUUUGAGAUAGGUGGAAGCUCUAAAAAAAGUGACAACAGGGUUAUGAAUACAGGAGGUAGCUCAGGGGGUCGAGCUUCUAAAAAGAGCCAUGACAGCCGGGAACAAAGCUAUGAUGUUGCGGUGGAUCAUUGGGUCGAGAAACAGUCAGCGAAAGCUAAAGAUGAUGAUUUACUAUCGGAGUGCAUGGACAUACUUAACGGAUGUGGAAGAUUUCCAAAUUCAUUUCCUGGGAGCUAUGAAGUACUUGAUGAUGAUGAAGAUGAGCUCGACGAGCUGGUUGAUACGAUUAUGGUUUCCAGGUUCUGCGAGAAGGUGGCUAUAUCGAAGAAAACCCCCAACAGCUAG
This is a messenger RNA of Oldenlandia corymbosa var. corymbosa, 516 nucleotides long. The record is from the annotation of a GenBank genome assembly. NCBI's taxonomy places the organism in Eukaryota, Viridiplantae, Streptophyta, Magnoliopsida, Gentianales, Rubiaceae.